AAGCUCUGAGAAGAGCCUCCCUGCAAAUGGUUGGAUGGUACGGUCUGAGUUGAUUUAGGAAUUUGGGAAGAAUUCAGCCGAUCUUUCAGCGCUGGGGUUCACCUCUGCUCAACCGGAGACGUAGCUCUUGCUCCGGGACCCGCGGCCGAUCCUUUGAUGGACUGGGUGCCCCUGUCGUGAAGGAUGUCUCAAGAGUUCAUAAACUUAGCAACCUUGGACCCACAGACGCCGCUGAGUCCAAGUGAACUGCAGCUGGAUGCAGUUGUAGAUGAUGUGGACCAUGUCGAAUGGGAGGAGAGCACAGAUACCCUGCCCAGCCCAUUUCUACUGGUGUAUAACAUAAAGCCAUUCAGGGAGAAGAACCGCCAGGUCUUCCUGAAAGGCGUACCUGUCACCGUACAUGUCGAAGGCAUUGAGCGACAUCUGCGAGGAAUCAAGGUUCGGCCGAGUACUGUGUACAUGAUGAGGAUCACCCACGGGGACUUCACCUGGACACUGAAGAAGAAGUUCAAACACUUUGAAGAACUUCACCGGGACCUGUUGAAACACAAGUUCAAGACUCGGGUCAUUCAGCCUUUAACCAGGUUGGCAGCUCAGCAAGGACUGAGACGAGAGCCCGGUGUCGCCAUGAGAAUGCCCACGCUCCCUCGCCAACCAGAGUGGGCCUCCAUGAGGCAAGCUUCUAGUAAACAGAAACGUCUGGAAGAAUAUCUGAAUUCCCUUCUCGAGAAGUCCUUCUACAGAAACUACCACGGAAUGAUGGCAUUCCUGGAUGUUAGUGAACUGUCCUUCAUUCAAGACUUGGGUCCGAAAGGAUUGGAAGGGAUGAUCGUAAAACGCUCUGGAGGACACAGGAUCCCUGGCUUAAACUGUUGUGGUCGCCAUCGGGUCUGUUAUCGGUGGUCAAGGAGGUGGAUCGUUAUCAAGGACUCUUUCCUGCUCUACAUGAGGCCGUCCAACGGUGUCAUCUCCUUCGUUCUCUUGUUUGACAAAGGCUUCAACGUUCAAGUUGGCAGCCGAGAGACAGGAGCCAAGUAUGGCGUCAUGAUUGAGAACCUGUCCAGGACUCUGAUCAUCAAAUGCAGCAGCUACCGGCAGGCCUGCUGGUGGAAGCAGGAAAUCACCAACCUGGUGGAAAGGUACGGUCAGGAUUUCCUCACGGACCAUCGCUUCGAUUCAUUUGUUCCUGCUCGCCAUAGUAUCCCAGCACGAUGGUUCGUCAAUGGCAGUGGGUAUUUUGCCGCUGUUGCGGAUGCUUUGAACCAGGCCAAGGAAGAGAUCUUCAUCGCUGAUUGGUGGUUAAGCCCGGAAAUUUACCUGAAGAGACCGGCAAAGGAUGACUAUUGGAGGCUGGAUGCUCUCCUGAAGCGUAAGGCGGAACAGGGCGUGAAGAUCUUUGUCCUGUUAUACAAGGAGGUAGAGCUUGCUUUGGGCAUUAACAGUGAGUACAGCAAGAGGACAUUACUCUCCCUCCACUCCAAUAUAACGGUGAUGAGACACCCUGACCAUGUCUCGUCAACAGUGCUGCUCUGGGCACACCACGAGAAGUUGGUGGUGAUUGAUCAGACAGUGGCCUUCCUUGGGGGACUGGACCUGGCCUACGGGAGAUGGGAUGACCAAGAGUACCGCCUCACUGACUUGGGGAUUGCAGAUCAAGUGGAUCACACGGGGGACCAGGCCAGGAACCACCAUGCAACAGGGCACCUGGAGGAACAGGAUGACCAGGGAUGCACCAAGGUUGCCGAACAGGAGGGGCUCCAAUCUCACCGCCAGUCGGAACCAACAGAGUUCAACGUCGACAGAAAGUUCUGGUUGGGGAAAGAUUACUGCAACUUCAUUAAGAAGGACUGGGUGCAGUUGGACAAGCCUUUUGAGGAUUUCAUUGACCGAAAUUCAACUCCGCGUAUGCCUUGGCGCGACAUCGGCGUGGUCGUCCACGGAGGAGCAGCACGCGAUGUGGCCCGUCACUUUAUACAGCGAUGGAAUUUCACCAAGACCGUGAAGCCCAAGUACAAACCUUCUUGCUUCCCAUACCUGUUGCCAAAGUCUCAUAUGACUGCUGAUGAGCUCCCAUUCGUAGUUCCAGACUCUAUUCCAGCUAACGUCCAGGUUCUGCGAUCGCUGGAAUGUUGGUCCGGCGGUUCAAGUGAGAAUUCCAUCUACAAUGCCUACUUGCAAAUCAUUCGCGAUAGUCAGUACUUCAUAUACAUCGAGAAUCAGUUCUUCAUCACCUGUGCAGACGACCGCAGUGUGUACAAUCAGAUCGGAGACGUGAUUGUUGAGAGAAUCCUCAAAGCGUACAGGGCAAAGAGGAACUACCGCGUCUACAUCGUCAUCCCCCUGUUGCCUGGCUUUGAAGGAGACCUCUCUAGUGGCAGUGGGAAUUCCAUCCAGACUAUACUGCACUUCACAUUCCGGUCCAUGUGCAAAGGAGAGUAUUCAAUAGUUGAGCGUCUAAAAAAACACAUGGGGGAUGACUGGGUCAGCUACAUCACAUUCUGUGGGCUGAGGACUCAGGCUGAGCUGGACAGCAAGCUGCUGACAGAACUUAUCUACAUCCACAGUAAGAUGCUAAUUGCCGACGAUCGCCAAGUGAUUAUAGGUUCGGCGAACAUAAAUGACCGGAGCAUGUUGGGUAAGAGGGACAGUGAGAUGGCUGUACUUGUGGAAGACAGCGAGAUGGAGGCAUCAGUCAUGGAUGGCCAGGAGUAUCAGGCAGGGCGUUUCGCACUGAAUCUCCGGCGACACUGCUUCAGGAUACAUCUUGGGCUCUCUGAUGCCGAGAUGGGAAGAGUUCAGGAUCCAGUGAGUGAUCAGUGCUUCCAGGAGAUCUGGAAUGCCACAGCAACCAGGAAUGCAACCAUUUAUGACCAAGUUUUUAAAUGUCUCCCGUCGAAUUCUACUCCAAACCUGGAGGAAUUGCGUGAGUUUGUGUCAGCGCCUACCCUUGUGACUGAGAAUCCAGAGGAAGCUCGGGAGAAGAUCAAGGACAUCCGUGGCUUCUUGGUCCAAUAUCCUCUCUACUUUCUGUGCAACGAACACCUCCUGCCUCCGCUGAACACUAAGGAAGGCAUGGUUCCAAUUGAAGUUUGGACCUAAUCAGAAUUCUGCCAACUGGUUGAAAAAAGUACUUGGACCAGCUUCAGAUCUUAAUCCCUCUAACUUUUGUACCUUUCCCUCGUCAACAUACGCAAUGGUCCAUUUGAGUGACUGUAAUAGAAGGUCAUGUGGACUCUGGAGUUGGUUACAAGACUGGACGACCAAUCGGAAUGUCUUCCUUCAUCAAAAAUAAGAUUUUCAGUCUUCCCCUUUGACUUACUGCCGAUCACUCCAACAUGCUUGGUGGAAAGAGAAACUGGACGUACCAUCAGCAGAUGUCACGUGUGUCAAAAUGUUUUCUGGUUGCCCAACACCAGGACCUGGAAGACCCUUAAAGACAAUCUGCCUCAGAAGCUGUUGGGUGGUUGUAUAUCUCUUGGUAUCACCUCCAUUUCUGCUGUUUGCAGGUUCCCAUCUGUCACUUUUUCUAAUGUUUAUUGUUUUUCAAUUUUUUAUUAUGAAAUUGUACAAAUCAAAGGUUAAAGGAGCACUAUCUUCUAGAAUUCUUCACACUAUUGCUAGCAUCCCUGAGAAAAAUUGGAACAAGCUUUGUGCACUUUGUUUCUUGCUUUGAGUUACUGAUUAUGUUUUUCCAGCUGUGUGCACAGCUUGUUGAUGUUUUUAAAUACGAUCUUUUGAUAGUUUCAUUUUGCAUCUCAAAGUCUGACCAUCAUCGUCAUCAUCAUCACCAUCAUCAUUAUGUGCCGUGCGACAUGGGCGAUCAUGGUCUUGAUCAUGAUUGUUCUUGGCUAUUUUUUUUCUACAGAAAUGAUUCUUAUUCUUCAGAGAUUGUCUGCCUGGAGUCAGUGGUCGCAUAACCAGGAUUUGUGAUCUGCACCGGCUGCUCAUACGACCAUCCACCACCUUCUCCCAUGGCUUCACGUGACCCUGAUUCAGAAGGGUGGGGGGUUAGCUAAGCAGGUGUUACACCCUGCCCAAGGGUGACCUACAGAGGGAAGGAGCGCCUUACACCUCCUUUUAGUGGAGAUGUAUCUCCACCCCACCACCCAAGAGGCAGAGAUGGGGUGGACAGAGUCUUUUGCCCAGGAUGGAAACAUGAGAUACUUUGUCCAGAGGCUUAAGGUAAGAGGAGGUAGAUAUAAAGAAGAUUUACUAGAGAAGUUCAGAGUGAUGGGUGCCUGGGAUGAUACAACAGCAACGUGUUCGCAGGCCCAUGAACAGGCAGGGAUGGAGAGAUAUGGAUCACAUGCAGGCUGACUGGAUUGGUUUAAUCUGGCAUCACAAUUGGCAGAAACACAGUGGGCCGAAUGACCUGUUCCCGUGCUGUAUCUUCCUGUGUUCUCCAUUGUCCACUAGAAAGAGUGUCCAUUACUGCAAUACUUUUAAUGACUUCUGGAGAUCCCUGGUUCAUGUGACCCAUUGAGUCUAUAAUGGCUCUCUGAGGCAACUGGAUAUCCUUCUUUAUUUUCCUCCACGGUCCCCUCAAUUAAUGGGAGGGGUCCAUGGCUUCUAAAAGGUAGGGAACCCCUGCCUUGCACCAUUCCCUUUCGUGCAUAGCCACCCAUUACACCCUAUUGCUCCUACCACUACCAGGUCCACUUAUCUCAGGUGCGUUGGAGGAAAGGGGAAGUCCAUGCCGUCACAAGGAGAACAGGCAGACUCUACACAGAUAGACUUAGAGUUCCAGUCUAAUUGUCAGUCAAUCAUACAUGAAUACCCAUGAGCACAGACAAAUGAGACAGUGUAACUCCGGGGUCAAGGUGCAAAGCACAGUACCAACAGUCACACACAGCACAAAGCACAUAUAAGAUAGUAGUAAAAACAGUCACACAAAAAGUAUAAUCCAAGGCUCUGAGUCCAUGAAUGUUGCAGAUAUCUUCAAAGUACAUUUAUUAUCACCAUAUACAACCCUGAGAGAAAUUUUUUGCGGGCAUGCUCAAUAAAUCUAUAGAAUAAUAACUAUAACAGAGUCAACUAGAACAUUCAACCAGACUGCAGAAAACAAAAAAAAUGUGCAAAUACAAUGAGAAAGAAAUAAUAAUAAGCAAUAAAUACAGAGAACACGAGAUGAAGAGUCCUUGAAAGUUAGUCCAUAGGUUGUGGGAAUAUUUCAGUGAUGGGACAAGCGAAGUUAUCCCCUUUGGUUCAAGAACCUGAUGGCUGAGGGGUAGUAACUGUUCCUGAAUCUGGUGGUGCGAGUCCUGAGGCUCCUCUACCUUCUUCCUGAUGGCAGCAAUGAGAAAGGAGCAUGUCCUGGGUGGUGGGAAUCCCCGAUGAUCGAACAUAAUAUGGCUUGUCUUUUUCCAAAUGAACACUGGGGGGGCGUGGAACUGACUCCAGCUUGGAUGCCGCGCCACACCGCUUCUGAUGGAGCACGCCGACUCUGCCACCUCUCCCCUGGGUGGCUGUAAACAGCUGACACCACGGCUUGAGGCCUAGUCUUCACCACGACCUGAGUCUUUGUAGCAGCACCAGCUGCUCACCUUAAACCAAUCCCUAUGUAUCUGUAGUGCCUAGGAACUCGUCACAACAAUGAAGUGUACUGUCAUCUGCACUAGUCCAUAUGUGCACAAUGUGCAGUAAAGACCCUACCCGCAGCAGCACCGCAGGCUCAUCGCAUCAGACACAACUUUCAGAAGAAGAAUGAAAAUUAUACAAGAAGGAACAGCUAGAACAACAUAAAGUCCAUUGUGGUGCAAAGAGGUUGUUGUGUUGCUACACUGAGGUAGUGAUUAGGGUUGUACCAGAUGGGCUCAAGAACCAAAUGGUUGAAGGGUAGUAGCUGUUCUUGAACUGGUGUGGGAGUUUAGGCUUCUGCACCUUCUGCCCGAUGGGUGCUGUGAGACUAUGGCGUGGCCAAGAUUGCCCCAGUUGUAAUAAGGUGAUGAGACCAUAAGGUAUAGGAGCAGAAUUUCAUCAUGGCUGACCCACUUUUCCUCUCAGCCCCCAUCUCCUGCCUUCUCGUAUCCCUUCAUGCCCUGACCAGUCGAGAAUCUAUCAACCUCUACCUUAAAUAUACUUAAAGACUUGGCUCCACAGCUGUCUGUGGCAACAAAUUCCAUAGAUUCACCACUCUCUAGCUAAAGAAAUUCCUCCAUAUCUUUUUUCUAAAAAAGAUGUCCCUCUAAUCCGCAACUGUGUCCUCUGGUCUUAGACUCCCUCACUAGAAUCAUCCUCGCUAUUCAGGCCUUUUUUCCAUUAAAUAGGUUUCAAUGAGGUCACCCCUCAUUCUUCUGAAUUCCAGUGAGUACAGGCCCAGAGCCACCAAACGCUCCUCAUGUGAUAAGACUUUGAAUUCUGGAAUCAUUUUCGUGAACCUCCUUUGAAACCAAUGUCAGCACAUCCUUUCUUAGAUAAGAAGCCCAAAACUGCUCACAAUACUCAAAGUGAGGCCUAAUAUAGGAAAUUUAGCAGAAAGAACAAUAAUACAAUAAUCUGCUGUCUUCAGUGAUAAUAGUGAUAAGUACAGGCUGGAGUGAAAGGGAGAACUGAGCCCUUAUCACACUUUUGCAUUAUCCAGUGUAUGUAUACAAGUUCAAGCUGAUAUCUGGAGGACGCUGCCUCUCAGCAGAGAGAUGAUCCCUCAGUGCUACCAUGCACUUGCAUAGAUCAAUGCCUUGUGAACUUUGAGUAGGACCAGCAAUCUUCAAACUCAAAGCCAAGGGUACUACCACCAAGCUAAACCUCAUGUGGCUCUCACAGCAGGAGCAAAGUUGUCACUGCCUAGACUUGUUCAACAAUCAGGGACGCGGCUGGAACUCGUGGUCUUAUAAUUACACUGUACACUGUUCCUUGCUGAUUCCUGUCCAACUGCUGCUGACAUCUUGCUUGUCUUUCAAAAGAUAUAUUAAUAUUCACCAUAUUUUUAUAUAAAUAAAGUCUUC
Mobula hypostoma (lesser devil ray) is the source of this 6944-nucleotide messenger RNA. Its product is annotated as phospholipase D1-like. Gene Ontology annotation, molecular function: phosphatidylinositol binding; D-type glycerophospholipase activity. Gene Ontology annotation, cellular component: intracellular membrane-bounded organelle; plasma membrane region. The coding region runs from base 184 to 3099 and encodes 971 amino acids. The record is from RefSeq and is a predicted model, not a curated record. NCBI's taxonomy places the organism in Eukaryota, Metazoa, Chordata, Chondrichthyes, Myliobatiformes, Myliobatidae. The transcript is spliced from 25 exons. Gene Ontology annotation, biological process: phosphatidic acid biosynthetic process; phospholipid catabolic process; intracellular signal transduction.